UGGAAAAAAAUAUGAAGAUGGACAUACUCAUUGGAUUUAUUUGAAUGGGAAGUUCCUUUCUAAUAGUACAUUACAUAAAAUAAUAAAUGACAAUUUGAAAAAAUCUUGGAAGACUUCAAAAAAUGUUAAAACAAAGGUAAAUUAAUAAAACGGAAAAUGAAAAGGAAACUACCAAACAUAAGCUUAUCAAAAGUUAUACCUCCUAAAACAGUUCCUGCGAUAAUACCACACAAGAUAUCAGAAAAUCUAGAGUAUUCAAAUGAAAGUCAUGACAGUAAUAUGCAUGCUGGAAAUAAAAUUGAAAAGGAUCUUAAUGUACCUAAAAAGAAAUCAAAAAGAAGGAAAAGACUUAAAUCAAAAAUAGGAUUAAAUAAAGUAUCAAAUAAAAUGGAUUUCAACUCUAAGAUGAAUGACAAAAUACCCGCAAAUAAAGAACUCGAUUCAGAUAUUUUUUUACCAACUAUAAAUUCAAUUAAAUCUGAAGAAAAAUAUAUAAAUAAGAAGUGUUUUAAAAAUAUACCUUUGAAUAAAAAGUUAAAUAGUAUUGAGACAUGUGACAUGGUAGAUAUUUCUAUGCAACAUUCUCCAAGUUGUGUAAGUAUAAGUAAAAUGACAAAGAGUAGAAACGAACUGUCUAAUGAUGUAACAGAUCAAAUAAAUGUUUCAGCAUGGAAGAAAAUUGAUGAAACCAUUAUCCAUGACUAUUUACCACAUCCUUUAAAAUGUACUCAACUGUCUCAUAUUAACCAUAUUUUAAACCAAGAGAGCAAAAACAAUCAGAACCAUAUAUCUUCACACAAUCUUUUAAAGACUGUUUUAAAUACUCAAAUUUGUAAUAUAUCUAACAUACCCAAAUAUAAUAGUCCCCAUACUCCUAGAUUGGCAGAUCAACCUUGGAAUUUUAAACUGAAAGCAAGUAUUAAAUCUUCAAAUUGUACGCAUAAUGGUAUAUUUCUGUCUAAAUUUACAUAUAAGAGCCACAAUUACAAUAAACAUAGCAUGCCACGAUCUAUACACACUUCAGAAAAGAAAAGAUCCAAAUGCCCAUUUAUUACAAUAAAUUCAAGGGAAAAGUUCCUCAAUUACAAAGAAACAUAUUCUUCCAUUUCUAAAAAGAAGAACUAUAAAAAGCAACGCAAAAUAAAAGGGAAGUUUAAUAAUGUAAAGGAACAAAUUGCAACAUGGAAAAAAAACAACAAUAGAAAUGACUUGCAAAAGUUAUCGUAUGGAAUUGAAUUUUCAAAAUAUAACAGUAGUCUAUUAUGUGACGAUUUUAACCACGAAUCUAGAACUAAGAGAACAUCAUCAUUUGUUAGUGAUUUAAGAAAAAACAAAUCAAUAGAUUUAUUCUCUGAUAAAGAGAAUUAUAUUAGUAAUACAGUUAAUGCCAAUAUAGGCCAUACUUACACCAUAUUAUCAAAAUGUAGUGUUACUGAAACUCAAAAAGUACUUAUUGAAAAUUGUGAUCUCUCAAACGAUACAUAUAACUGUAACGAUAAAAAAAAUAAAAAUUAUAAAACUGAUUUCAAUAAAUUUUACAAUAACAAGUCAUCAAAUAGUGAUAUUUACAAAACUAAUGUGAUUAUUUCUACCAACAUUGAAUCUAUCACAUCUAUUAAGAAUAUUGAACCUGUCAAUGUUUGCGAAGCAAUUAUAAGUAAUAAUAGUGACGAUGUUGUAGAAAAAGAAUAUGAAUUAAAUUCAGAAUAUAAUAAACUACACAAUACACUUAGUAACGGCCAAUCAAAAAACAAUACUAUAAGUCAUGCACAUGAAAUAAAUGAUCUCAUUGUGGGUGAAAUUUCACACCACUUUCGAUCAUUUCCCGAAAGUGAUUAUAAAGAAACAGAAAAUCAAAUCAGGAUUAAUACUUUAAACGAAGAUCAAUCAAAAUAUGGAUACAUCAAUCAAGAAUUUAAUAAUCUACACCAUAAAAAUAUUGGUGAUGCUUUAGAUAAAGAUGUUAAUAAUUUCAACAUACAAACCAGAUAUAACUUUGUACCUAAAGGAUUAUCACCAAUUUUUCAAAACUGUUACACAAAUAAUGCAUGCAGCUACAAUCUUGAAAAGGAUUAUUUUGAAGAAAAUGUAUACCACAACUUUAUCAAUGACGUGUAUAUCAAUUGUGAAGUAUUCAAACCAAUACUACUGAAUAUCUCUGAUAUAAAUACUGCAGAUAUUGAAAGAGUCAAUACAAAACUUCACAAAGAAAACUCCUCCAUAACUUUUGAUGCAUUAGCAUUAAAAAGUGCUAAGGUUUUGGGUCAAGUAGAUUGUAAAUUUAUUGCAGCUAUUAUGAAAGCAAGUGAUAAAUCAACUGAUUACUUAGUCUUGUUUGACCAACAUGCUGUACAUGAACGGAUUAGAUUGGAGACAAACUUGUCAGAUUAUUUUAAUGGUUUUGAAUGGAAAAGUGUUAAGUUGGAUGAUAUUUUAGUCAAAUUAUCUGAGGAUGAGCUGCUUUAUGUACACAAUUACAAAGAUAAAUUUACUUCUUUUGGAUUGGCUUACACGAUUUUCAACAAAUAUGAAAUCUCUAUAAACGCAAUACCAGAGGCUAUUCUUGGUAAAAAUUCUAGAUCGGUGGAAAAAGUGAUUGCUGCUGUAAAGAAUCUUAUUCUUGAAGAAAUUAAUACGAUAAAAUCACAAAAGGGCUGCAUUUCUAUGUAUCCAAAAUCUAUUAUGGACUUAGUUUUCAGUGAGGCAUGCAGAUACGCAGUAAAAUUUGGUGAUAAACUUUCAAAGGAUGAUUGCUCUUCAUUCUUACAAUCUCUAUCUGAAUGCAAAACACCUUUUCAAUGCGCACAUGGCAGACCAGUUAUGGCGGUACUAACGAAUAUUCAAUAUACUAAAAAUGAUUACAAGACAAAUGUUGCCAAACUUAUAGCAUUUAAGGAUAAUGUUGCGAAUACUUUUAAAUGACUUAGAGUGAUAACAAAAACCAGAUGUAAGAUUAUUAAAAUACAUUAAACUA
Galleria mellonella (greater wax moth) is the source of this 2974-nucleotide messenger RNA. RefSeq names its product protein PF3D7_1417600-like. NCBI's taxonomy places the organism in Eukaryota, Metazoa, Arthropoda, Insecta, Lepidoptera, Pyralidae. Gene Ontology annotation, molecular function: ATP-dependent DNA damage sensor activity; ATP hydrolysis activity; ATP binding. The record is from RefSeq and is a predicted model, not a curated record. The coding region runs from base 157 to 2922 and encodes 921 amino acids. Gene Ontology annotation, biological process: mismatch repair. The transcript has 9 exons. Gene Ontology annotation, cellular component: mismatch repair complex.